ACUGACACAGAAACCAUCUGGGGAAUGAAGGAAAAAGUUGCAGGAGUUUCCUUUCCAGGCUUCCUUCCCUGUGAGUGUGUUUUGGGUGAGAAGUGGAGGCAGAAUCCAAUUGUUCAGUCUUUGUGUUGGGUUUUCCCUCUGUGCUAUUCCUCUUUCUCCCCAGCACAAUGACUCCUGUCUGGAUUGUCUCUCUCCCAGCACAUCAUGAAAGAGUGAGUGAGAAUGAAGAGGAGAAUCAUGAUGCAGAAGUUCCUGGGUUGGAAUUGGAGACUCCCUCACUGGUUCCUCUAAAGAAGAACCCCAACGUUGUAGUGGUGUCUGAAAAAUACAACCUGAUGCCGAUGAAGAGACAGAGCACGUCCGCCCCCUCUGGAGACAACCCACCAUUAGAGAAGAAAUGCAAGCCUCUGAACACCACCCCGAACAGCACCAAGGAAAUCAAAGUUAAGAUCAUCCCCGUGCAAUGUGAGUACAUUGAGGCCCCGGCGACUGGGGCGUAG
Mauremys mutica (yellowpond turtle) is the source of this 500-nucleotide messenger RNA. RefSeq names its product serine/threonine-protein phosphatase 1 regulatory subunit 10-like. The coding region runs from base 168 to 500 and encodes 110 amino acids. The record is from RefSeq and is a predicted model, not a curated record. NCBI's taxonomy places the organism in Eukaryota, Metazoa, Chordata, Testudines, Geoemydidae. The transcript is spliced from 4 exons.